AUGGGAUACUCAGACCUCGACUGGAAGGCCAUCAACACCAUCCGGCUGCUUGCGGUCGAUGCCACCAUCAAGGCGAACAGCGGCCACCCGGGUGCGCCUAUGGGCCUGGCCCCUGCCGCCCAUGUCUUGUUCAACAAGUUCAUGACCUUCAACCCGAAGAACCCUGAUUUCAUCAACCGCGAUCGAUUCGUUCUCUCGAACGGACACGGUUGCAUGUUGCACUAUGCUCUUCUCCAUCUGUUUGGCUACGCAGUGUCCCUGGACGAUCUCAAGAACUUCCGACAAAUCGACAGCAUCACUCCGGGCCAUCCCGAAGCCCAUGACACUCCUGGAAUUGAGGUGACAACAGGCCCUCUUGGCCAGGGUAUCUCCAACGCAGUGGGUUUGGCCAUUGCUCAAGCACACACGGGUGCUGUGUUCAACAAGCCCGGUUACGAACUGAUCAACAACUACACCUACUGCUUUUUCGGCGAUGGCUGUGCAAUGGAAGGUGUUGCCAGUGAAGCCGCCUCAACGGCUGGUCAUCUUCAACUCGGAAACUUGAUCUGCCUUUACGACGAUAACCACAUUUCCAUCGAUGGCGACACCAAAGUCGCUUUCACUGAGGACGUUGACAAGCGAUUCGAGGCCUACGGCUGGCAUGUACAGCACGUUCCCGAUGCUGAUCACGAUCUCGAAGGCAUUGAAGCGGCCAUCAAGAAGGCACAGGAGGUCAAGGACAAGCCUUCUAUGAUCAAGCUGACAACCACCAUUGGUUUUGGUUCGAAGCUCCAAGGCACUGGUGGCGUCCACGGCAACCCCCUCAAGACCGAUGAUGCCAAACAAGUCAAGGCCAAGUUUGGUUUCAACCCCGAAGAAUCAUUCGUCGUGCCUCAAGAGGUAUACGACCUGUACAAAAAGCACGCCGCCGAAGGUGCAGCUGCCGAACAAGCCUGGAAUGAACUGUUCAAGAAGUACGCUACUGAAUACAAGGAGCUGGCAGAUGACUUCAGCCGCCGUCUCACCAAGAAACUCCCUGAAGGAUGGGCUAAGAGCCUGCCAGUCUGGAAGCCAACAGACGCUGCUAAUGCCACCCGUAAGACCUCAGAGGCUGUCUUGGAGCAUAUCCACAGUGCUGUGCCCGAGCUCCUCUCCGGCUCGGCCGAUUUGACUGGUAGCAACAACACCCGAUGGAAGAACGCUGUUGAUUUCCAACCCCCGUCCCUCGGCAUUGGUGACUGGACUGGCAGAUAUCUUCGAUAUGGUGUACGAGAGCACGGUAUGGGAGCGAUCAUGAACGGUAUCUCUGCCUACGGUACCUUGAUCCCUGCAGGAGGUACAUUCUUGAACUUUGUUUCGUACGCCGCUGGUGCUGUUCGCCUGUCUUCUCUGUCACACCAACGGGUCAUUUGGGUCGCAACUCACGACUCUAUCGGCCUUGGUGAAGACGGACCAACCCAUCAGCCUAUUGAGACUCUGGUUCACUUCCGAGCUCUCCCCAACAUGAUGGUGUGGAGACCAGCCGAUGGCAAUGAGACCUCUGCCGCCUACUACAUGGCUCUCACCUCCACUGGGACCCCGUCUAUCCUUGCCUUGACGAGACAGAACCUGCCUCAGCUCGAGAAUUCGACCAUCGAGAACGGUAUCAAGGGUGGCUAUGUCGCCGUUGAAGCAGAAAACGCCGAUGUCACACUAGUCUCCACGGGCUCUGAAGUGUCCAUCUGCAUUGAAGCCAUCAAGGUGCUCAAGGAUCAGUACAAUCUCACUUGCCGUGUCGUCUCCAUGCCCUGUACCGAGGUGUUUGACGCGCAGCCAAAGGAGUAUCAACUCAAAGUUCUGCCAGACGGCAUCCCCACCAUGUCCGUUGAGGUCAUGUCUACCCUUGGUUGGGAGAAAUACUCACACGAACAAUUUGGCCUCAACCGAUUUGGUGCUUCAGGACCGUACAAGGAGGUGUAUAAGAAAUUCGAAUUCACCCCAGAAGGAAUUGCCAAGCGCGCCUCCGCAACCGUUGAUUUCUACAAGGGCUUGAAGCCUAGGUCACCAAUCAACCGUGCUUUCCAACAACUCAUCUAG
Molecule: messenger RNA, 2055 nt
Organism: Exophiala spinifera
Lineage: Eukaryota; Fungi; Ascomycota; Eurotiomycetes; Chaetothyriales; Herpotrichiellaceae
Product: transketolase
Exons: 7
Coding region: 1-2055 (684 amino acids)
Biological process (GO): pentose-phosphate shunt
Cellular component (GO): cytosol
Molecular function (GO): transketolase activity
Source: RefSeq, a predicted model, not a curated record